Molecule: messenger RNA, 7702 nt
Organism: Polyodon spathula (Mississippi paddlefish)
Lineage: Eukaryota; Metazoa; Chordata; Actinopteri; Acipenseriformes; Polyodontidae
Gene: prkcq
Product: protein kinase C, theta
Exons: 19
Coding region: 859-2997 (712 amino acids)
Biological process (GO): protein phosphorylation
Molecular function (GO): ATP binding; diacylglycerol-dependent serine/threonine kinase activity
Source: RefSeq, a predicted model, not a curated record
CUUAGCCGAUCCUGUCUGUGUAUGUCGUGAGCAUUUAAACAAAAUAAAAACUCUGCAACGACAUUCAUAAGGGUGACCCUUUUUGUGAUAUGAUAGAAUAGCUCUCUCUUAUUUUAUACGCAUCAGAUCCAAAGCGUUUUAAAAGAAGGCUACAGGUGGCAAUGUAUUGAUAUGUUUAUUGAAAAUAAGAUCCUGGAAGAGACCUGUGAGGCUACUGCACACAAAAAGAAGAUAUGUAUUAACUAUGUAUUUAUCAGCUAGAUGUAGAGUUCUGUGGUGAUACAGAAAGAAAACGCAGUCUCAAUUUAGCAAGUACCUUUGGUAAAAAUGUAUAAAUAAGAAAUCGAUUAAGCCACUGUAACUGACAGUAACAUGGAAAAUUGUAAACAUGGCAUUAAAAGAACAGUAUAUACUGAAAAACGGAGAUCAGGGAAAGGUUUUAUUUAUUUAUUUAUUUUUUAGGAGUUGGUAGUCAAUAUAGAGUUUCGUGCUUGUAUUUAGAGCAGGCUCCUUUAGUGUCAUUAAAGCACGGUUAAUUUUAUAUGAAAGUAUUUGGAUCUACAGUACAGUAUCGAAAAUCCUCUUCGGUUCACUAUCUUUGUCGAACUGAAACAGAAGCAAGUUCAAUUUGACUCUUUUUUUGUAUAUAGAGAAAGUACAAUUUAAAUUAUACAAUCCUUGAAUUAUAGGGUUUAGUUGGAUAGCACACCUGCUGUAAAGUCUUCAAAUUGUUUGCAUUUAUAAUUUUUUUUAGGUACGGUAUUAGAUUUGACAGUACCACUGAACCAUCAAACUGUAAUAUCUGGCACAAUUUACCGGCCCCAAGAUACCAGGGUGUAGAGGCUUGAAGCUACAGAGAUGUCUCCUUUUCUUCGAAUUGGCUUCUCAAACUUUGAGGGAGGACCCCCUGAAGUGACCCAGCGGGAGGAGUUUCAUCCUUACUGUGCUGUUUACAUGAAAGAAGCUGUUAAAACAGAGAAAGGACAGAUCUAUAAGCAACAGAAGCCGACGAUGUACCCUCCCUGGGACACUACCUUUGAUGCGCACAUUAAUGAAGGCCGGAUUAUGCACAUUGUGGUGAAGGACAAAACCAUGGAACUGCAUUCGGAGACCACAGUGGAGCUGAACAGCAUGGCAGCAAGGUGCAUGCAGAAUAAUGGGAAGGUGGAGGCCAUGCUAGAACUAACACCAUAUGGACGAAUGUUGAUGAAUGCCAGGUACUUUCUGGAACAGAGUGAUGCUAAAGGUCAGUCUGAGACUGAGAGUGAGGGAUUCUUCACAUUGCACCAGCGCAGGGGGGCCAUCAAGCAGGCCAAGGUGCACAAAAUCAGGUUUCACGAGUUCAUCGCCACCUUCUUUCCUCAACCUACAUUCUGCUCAGUUUGCCACGAGUUUGUUUGGGGUCUAAACAAACAAGGCUACCAGUGCAGACAGUGCCAUGCUGCUAUUCAUAAAAAAUGCAAAGACAAGGUGAUAGCCAGAUGCACAGGGACUGCAAUCGACAGCAAAGAAACAAUGAUGCACAAAGAGAGGUUUAAAAUCGACAUGCCUCAUAGGUUUAAAGUCUAUAACUACAAGAGCCCGACAUUUUGUGAACACUGUGGAACGCUUUUGUGGGGGCUUGCAAAACAAGGGCUGAAGUGUGAAGAAUGUGGAAUGAACAUUCACCACAAGUGUCAGAAGAAAGUGGCAAACCUGUGUGGAGUCAAUCAGAAGCUUAUGGCAGAAGCACUAGCUGUGAUUGAGAGUGCACAGCAGGCCAGGUGUCAGCGUGACAGCGAGUAUAUCCCCAGGGAGGGGCCUGUUGACAUCAGUGUACCAGGUAUCCUCAGAGGGCCAUCAGGUGUUUUGCAAGCACCCCAGGAGCCUGUAAAGAAAGAAGUCCAGGGGAUUGCAUGGGAGUGUCCCAUAGAGAAAAAAAUGCCUGAACCAGAGUGUCCAACAUACGCAGUGCCAAGGAAAGAGAUGCAUAAAUAUACCAUUGACGAUUUUAUCCUACACAAGAUGCUAGGAAAGGGCAGCUUUGGAAAGGUGUUUCUUGCAGAACUGAAGUCAAAAAAUCAAUUCUUUGCAGUGAAAGCGCUGAAGAAAGACGUCGUGCUGAUGGACGAUGAUGUGGAAUGUACCAUGGUGGAGAAGAGGGUUCUCUCUCUGGCAUGGGAACAUCCCUUUCUGACACACCUGCACUGCACAUUCCAAACCAAGGAAAACCUUUUCUUUGUGAUGGAGUAUUUGAAUGGAGGGGACCUCAUGUUUCACAUACAGAACUGUCAUAAAUUUGAGAUACCACGAGCUAGAUUUUAUGCUGCAGAAAUUGUUUGUGGUCUCCAGUUUCUCCAUUCAAAAGGCAUAGUAUACAGGGACCUGAAGUUAGACAAUGUGCUUUUAGACAAGGAUGGACACAUAAAGAUAGCUGACUUCGGGAUGUGUAAAGAAAACAUGUACGAAGAAGCACGGACCUGCACCUUCUGUGGAACCCCAGACUACAUUGCCCCUGAGAUUCUUUUAGGACAGAAAUAUGGGAGCUCAGUAGACUGGUGGUCAUUUGGAGUCCUGCUGUAUGAAAUGCUGAUUGGUCAGUCACCUUUCCAUGGCAACGAUGAGGAAGAACUGUUUCAGUCAAUCCGCACUGACGACCCUUUCUACCCACGAUGGCUCCCUAAGGAUGCCAGAGAGAUUCUAAUCAAGUUAUUUGUGAGAGAGCCUGAGCAGAGACUGGGAGUGAAGGGAUCCAUUCGCCAGCAUGCGUUUUUCAGAGAAAUCAACUGGCAAGCACUUGAAAACAGGGAAAUCGAACCUCUUUUCAAACCCAGAGUGAGAUCCCCAGAUGACUGCAGUAAUUUUGAUACAGAAUUCUUAAAUGAGAAGCCGAAACUCUCUUGUGCAGAUAGAACCCUCAUCAACAGUGUGGAUCAAACCAUGUUCAGCAACUUCUCCUUUGUAAACCCAAAGGUGGAUAGGCUUAAGGUUCAAUGUACUCCUGGAUUACCUGAAUAAGACAUUUCUGACCACAGAUGCAAUAGUUGGACUAAGUAUACUUGCAUCUUCACAGGGUUUGUAUUUGAUCAUCUAUUCUUGCUAUUUAAGUAUGUUGUGUUUGCUGAGAAACUGUAUAUCGCAAGGCCAUAUCUUGACAGGGAGCUAUUUUGCUUUAAUGAAGUAUCUUGAUGUUUACAGCUCAACAGUUGAAGAAUACCUCAUUGUUAAGCAGAGAACUAGGAAAGGGGAUAUCCUGAAAGGAACAGACACUGCAGAUAGAAUUUUUGUGUCCCUGUCGUGCCGCAGUAGAAAUUGCACUUUUACAUGGUUCUGUUAAAAUCUUGGUUAGAGCAUUUUACAAACACACAACAUCAAGAGGAAGCGCUCAGUUACAGCAUGUAUUGGACGGGAAAUCAGAAAUCUGUAGCAGCUGGGGAGUUAAUAACUAAGUGUGCUGUCAGUUUCAGAAACAGUGUUGUCAAAUCCCAAUCGUCUGUACAUAUGUAUAUAACAAAUUACAAGUGACAAUAACAAAAUAAUAACUGAGAUUCUGCACUAUCAUGCAGGCAUUUUAGGUCUUAUUUAUGCCAGUAUUUCUGAGUGGAAAACUGAAAAAAAUGCAUAUUUAUAAUAUAUGAAGUUGAAACUGUAAAGCAUGUGAAAGGCACAUUAUAUAUUAUUAACAUUCUCCUGGCAAUCAAAACUCUUACAGAAUCUCUAUACACUAUACUACACUAUACUAAUAUACUUUGUUUUGAGGCACCUUGGGUAACACUGUUUAUAGGUUAUGGAUUAAGAGUUGAUAUAUUUACAUUUUCAGAUAAUAUAUGGCUUGGUUUGUGAUAGCAGCUUUUAUCUCAUAAGUGAAAAAUGGCCUAAUAACACACAAGUGACUUUUUUUUUCUAUCACUUGAAAAAGUAAACGAAGACUAAACUCAAAGACAAAGGAGCUGCUUUUAUAGCAUCACUAUGGUAACCAGUCUUUAUCUUCACUGUGAUUUGUCAUACGACUGUCCCUCAAAUGGAAAAACGUUCUGCACACCUGGUCUAAGCAGAAAAUAGCUUUUUUUUUCUUUAAUCUUAAAUAUUCUUAUAAAACUAGUCCUCUUGUGCAUUGCUGAUGCUGUUAAUGAUUAACUGAUAGCACAGAUUACUGAAAACAUUAUUUGUAUGGAAUGGAAUGUUAAUGUAGUUAUGUUGUACAACUAGUUACCGUAUAUAUUUGGCAGCUGUGUACAUGGUAUAUGUAACACCCCUCAGUCUAAUUAGUACUACCAGUCCCACCAGUCGUGUUAUGUGUCCAGACAAAAUAUAAACUAAAUGUAUCAUGUAUGUAUAUUGUAAAACAUGUUCUUGGGUUAUUACCGUUCUGUAGGACUGCAUUUAUAAAGACUGUUUACCUCUUUGGUACACAAACAAUAUUAGUCACGCUUCAGAACCUCUUUUCAAUAAGAACAGGGCUUUGUCAGCCAUGUUUUUAAGAGCAGGGAAGAGUAAUGAAUUCCCAGGUUCAUAUUAUUCUUCAGUUAUCUAAAUAAUACAGCAAAUAAAUGUAGUAGACUAAAGGUGCAGAUAAACUAAAGGUUAUGCACACUGAUACGUAUAUACCUGUAACCAUUGUGUUUAUGAGUGUGAUUCAUUGUUUAGUUAUAAAGAUAUAAAUCCUAUGAUAUACGUCCUAUGAUCAUUUUAAAAAAUAUGUCCAAAUGUGAGAAAUAAUGGAAAGAAUUAAUAAUAUGUUAUACCUGCAGAAAUAAAUAAAAAAAAAAGUAAUCAUGCUAAUCGUGAUAUUUUGUUUCUGAUUGCAUGGCAAUUAAAUUGCUUUGCACAUUAGGCUGUGCUCCCCUCAUCACUAAAAGAUACUGCAAUCAGCCCAUUCUUAGAACUGUAGGGUAAGAGGUUCAGAGAUCUAUGUCUAAAGACUAGAGCUCUAUCUUAACUGCCUUUACUAUAAAGCUGGUAGAAAGGUGUUGGUCUGGGUUUAAACCAUGCCACAGUACAAAGACAACCGUCCCUACAUUCUGAUGCUGGUUGUGACCCCCUGCAAAUGAAAAUGGAAAUAGGUUUGGCAGCGAUGGGGCUAAAACCCCACCAUUGAAAUCCAUAUGCAGACUGUAAUCAGGUUAAUAGAUUGGUGAGUAGACUAUAGAAUUGGCAGUAUAAGGACGAUGUAAGAAUAUAGCUGGUUGAGUGUUUGCUCUAAGAUGCUGUUUAAAGUGCCAACCCUAUUGACCACAGCAUCCUGCAGAAAAGACUCAAGACGUUGCCCUCUAAAUUUUAGAUAUUUUUUCUCUCAGGGGCCUCAGUUUAUUCCUGGAGGCUGCUUAUCUACCACUAACACUGAUUUGCGCUCAUGUUCUCUGAGGCUCUAUUUUAGGUCUGCUACUUUGGGCCUAACAUUUAAAUGCUGACAUUUUGGACCUGGUAAUUCUGCAUGUUUCAUAAAUGCUGCAUCUGAACUAUAAACAUGCCUUAAUGGCAUAAUACAGCAGCUGCACCAUAUGUUUUGUCUGCACAAUGCAGUUCUCUUAUACACAGCGUUCAUAUUAUAUUGAAGACAUUGAUUCCACCUCUCAUUUGAAUAUCAAUAACUGAAUUAACAAAAUAAACUAAUACUGUAUUUGUAUAUUUCAAAAGGGGAAUAACACAUCUUGAUUUUCUAUGAUCUUUGGGUAUUAUUCUUUAAGGAAGCGUCACUCAGAUUACUUUCUCAAAUGAAGGUUACCUUAGUCACAAGAGCCUCUUGUGGUAUACUGGAUGUGACAUCAUAAGCGUGAAGUGCUUUUCCUGUGGUAAACCCCUUAUCAAGGGGAGAGGCUGGAAAUGAGUUAAAAAUACAAGUGGUGCUACAUAAUAUGACAAGAUUAUUAUUAUUUUCCACUACCCUUACUUUGCUGUUAUGCAAAAUAACUUCCAUCAGUUCCCAAACAGUGCUUGAAUGUUGGGCAUGUUGUUUAGGUAUCUCCUUGAGUAGAGUGGACUGCUGUCUCUUACACACACCUCUCCUGCCUUCAACCACUGCCAGGCCAGCUCAUUGUUCAAAGCUAUUGUUAAAAGCAGUAGCCAGAAUGAAAACCACACAGUAAGAUUUUCUGGUAUAUGACAUAUACAAUUAGUAGUAGUCCAUUUUAACUAUAUUUCACUAAACAGUUAAAUCGACACGUUAAGCCAAAUCUUAAAGACACAUUGUGUAUGUAGGCCUAUUGCCAUUAACAUUAUGAAAGCGGGGUAGUCAUUACAUACGUGUAUAAUCUUUGAAACAUUACUACACAAGUACAAUAAUCUAUAACAUAUGUCAACAAACUACUUUUUCAAAGGCAUUAUUAACUUUUUAUAUACAGUUAUCAGGUGAUAUCAGAGAAUUGUAUUGAAGCUAAUUAAAAAGUUAGUUAUAACACUGUUUUUUUUUUGUUGUUUUGUUGAGUCCAACAGCAGUCUGUUACCAUUUCCUACAUUCUAGUGCCCCCAAGUGGUUUCUAGCUAUACUAAACAUACAGGGUUAUUAUGAAUUUCAGUUCAGUAUUAAAUUGUAUUUUGCAUUUUCAUUAUCCUUAAAUUCUUCAAACUGUUUCUUUUUCACUGCACCCUGAUUUGAUGCAGUCAUCUCAGUUUUCAGUACAAUAAACGUUAUAUGCAAAAACGCAGGGGACUGUUUGUGAAGUACAAUGUAUUACAUCAUUUUCAGAAGGGCACCAGAACAUAAAUGCUUUAUGAAAAUGUACUAUUUUCAGAAUUGCGCAGGAUGAAAAUACAGCUUUUUCCAAAAUUGAAUUUUCACACUUUUGGUGAUGUUAUGACAGCUCAGAAAAGGGAUCAUUCUUGAUUUCUGAGUUGUUGUUGCCAUGGAAACAGUUUCUUUGUAGCUGCAGCACACCACCAGUAAUCAGUUACAGUAUGGUAGCAUGAGGAUUACAUUUAUAAAGUGGUUUGUUGUCAGAAGAUUACACACUGUAACCUUUUCUCAUUUAGGAUCUGCACAUUCUCCAAGAACAAGUGCCUGUCCUUGUGAACAUAAUUACAUUUACACUGUAGUAUUUAGGAAUUAGAAUAACGUUUUUGCACUCAGCACACUGAGGUGCACCGUGCUUUCAAAAUACCCUGAAAAAAAUGAAUUGCUUGGACAGUAGAAAUAUAAGGGCCUGUGCCUGUUAUCAGGACAUCCCAUUGUUUGACCAACAAAGUGUCUCGAGGGAAGUUAGUCAUUAAUAUUUUAGUCUUGAUAACCCUCUCUUACUGUCUUGUCACCGUGUCUGUCACUAUUUUUUUUUUUUAAUUCUAGCACAGCUUGAGAUAUUUAGCCAUCCAAUGCUGAUAUUGGUUGAAGUUUACUAUUAGCACUGGACAGCUCCAUGUACAAAGUUGUCUUAAUAACAAUUUGGGACUUGGGCAACAUCCAGUGCUGACAGAGGAUAUGUGCCUCAGUCUAAUGUUGACAUUGUAUGGUACAUUGCCUAAAGUUUGCAUCAUUUACUAGUUAAAUCAUGGCGUUAUCAUUACUUAUUACACAAUGAAUACACAACCUAUUUAUAGUAAAACUACUCAGCUUUAUUUAGAUGAAUCGGUCAAUGGGGAUACAUGUUUUCUUGGUGCAUUUUGUAAACUGAUGCAGACCACGUAUCAUCCAAUGUCAGAAUUGGACCAGGGCAGUGGAUUAUGACUGAAAUCCCAAAUUGCCAUAAAUUUGUGAUUUGUUCAGAGUAUUGAUCUGUUGCAUACAAAAAAA